AAAAGUAGAAGUACCAAUUUGUGAGCGUACUUUUACCGACUCUCUUGUUAGUCGUUAUCUUGCCAUCUCUCUGAACUCCGCUCCGUUACAGGCCGCAAGCAAAACUUUCCUCAAGUUUAUCAGACAGCCACAUCGAAAGUCGAUCAUUCGCCGGAAUCCGGGCCGGAGGCGCUAAACUGAGGAUACAUUCCUCGUUGCCGGAGACGCUGGACUGAAUUCGCUCGCGCGCGCGCGAGAACUCGUUCUUCCUAACUGCUCCUUUCGAAGCCCUAAUUCCAAACGUGGGGGAAAGAAGCAUGGGCGAAGCGUUGGGUGAGGGGAAGGACAAUCGAUUCCUUCAGGUCUCUUCCAAUGCCGGCGACAGUGCGAUUGAAUCCGCGGCUCAGCGAGCAGUGCUCCGUGAACAAGAAAUCGAGGCACAAAGAGUCAUUCAAGCUCAUCAAAGAGAUUCAGGAGCUGCAAGUCAAGAAGCCUCCAAGGAUGGUGCUGAUUUAUUUGCUCAACGACUUGAUCCCAACGCUAUAAAAGAGCACUUGUUGAAGAUGACGACUGACCAUCGCUCUGAAAUGGCUUCAAAGCAUGGGAAGCCUACGGUUCCUGAACAAGGUCGCAUGGAAAUUGGGAAUGGGUAUGGUGUGCCUGGUGGAGGGGCAUAUUAUGGUUCUUCAAGGCCGCUGCCUGAUAAGGAAACGAAACAGGAAUCUGCUACUAUGGAGCUACCCGAUUAUCUCAAGCAAAAGUUGAUGGCAAGGGGUAUUCUGAAAGACAACAGAGAGAGAGGACAUGAAUUGGGAACAAAUAAACCAAUAGAGUCGAGAACUGUUUCGUCACAGCAUGUUCAGUUGAAUAAGCUGCUUCCUGGAUGGGCAGAAGCAAAAGAUCCCACAACAGGUGCUCCUUAUUACUAUAAUGAAAGCACUGGGGUGACUCAAUGGGAGAGGCCUCUUGAAACUCCUCCGGCCAAGCAGGUCCCUUUACCUUUGGCUCUUCCUGGCAAUUGGGUGGAGGCAGUGGAUGAAACAACAGGCCAUAAAUAUUACUUUAAUACCAAAACCCAAGUAUCACAAUGGCAGCAUCCUGAUUCAUCAUCUGUACUUGCCUCACAGCGAGCUUCCAUUGCGAAUACGGUACAAGCUGACCCAGGAAGUAUGAAUGAGAAAUCACGUUACAAUACAAGAUGCAUGGAAUGCGGUGGUUGGGGUGUAGGCCUUGUACAAUCAUGGGGUUACUGCAAUCAUUGCACACGAGAACUUAAUCUUCCUCAAAGUGAAUACAUAACUCCAAACUACCAGCAGCAGGCUAGCACUUUUGGGAAUUCCAAUGGCAAUCAUAACAACAAAGGGGCAGAAAAGAGGCCAAAUGGGAGACCUCCAUUUGGGAAAGGGAACAACAAAAAAGAGAGCAGAAAACGUUCCUACGCCGAGGAUGAUGAGCUGGACCCCAUGGAUCCAAGCGCUUACUCCGAUGCUCCUCGUGGUGGCUGGGUUGUGGGCUUAAAAGGGGUGCAGCCACGAGCAGCCGAUACAACUGCCACGGGCCCUCUUUUCCAGCAACGCCCUUACCCAUCACCAGGAGCCGUCCUAAGGAAGAAUGCCGAGGUUGCAUCGCUGUCCAAGAAACCCCCCGGGUCUCAGUACAUUGCGAUAUCCAAGGCAGGGGAUGGGAGCGAUGGUCUUGGUCAGGCUGAUUGACGAUAUGAAACUCGUGUAAGUACAGAAUGGCAGAGUGUAACAUGUAGUUCCGCCUCCUAUUUGUCCUCCCGUCUUGUUCAGUUAAUCUUGAUGGAAGCUGCUGCUUGCAGAGCUGCUCGAACUCGGAAAGAACAGCGCCCUGGAAGGAGAUCUGUGUGGGUUUAUGUGACCGAAUGUCACGAGAAUCCACUGCGGGUUUCGACAUUUGCUAGGAAAAUGUAAUGUCCUAUAGUAGUUAUCUAUUGAAAGAUCGGGUACUAAACAUGUUAUGCUGUUCAUCAUGAGGAAGGCAGCAGCGUUUGUUUUGCCUAUGCUGGGUUGAUUGCUCAUAUCUUAACUCAAUGUAAUGGUUAAAUUUUGAAUCUGGUUUAGUUGACUAACCUAAGUACCUAACCAUAGGUCCAAAGCUAAUCCACAAUUCAAUAAUAGAUAA
Messenger RNA from Linum tenue, 2124 nucleotides. Lineage: Eukaryota; Viridiplantae; Streptophyta; Magnoliopsida; Malpighiales; Linaceae. The record is from the annotation of a GenBank genome assembly.